UCUAUAGGCUAGAGUCUAUUAGCAUUCGCUUAGGAGUUAGGGACAUUGAUUGUCAUUAAUAAUCUGGAAUAGGCACGUGCGUACCUCUAAGCGAGUGAGCGCAACAGCAAUGGCGAAUGUUGAUGUGGCAUCAACAGAUAUUUCGAACGCCAGCUGGAGGCAGGAGAAUCCUGCAACACCCUACGCCAAGCAGGCAAAACUUGGCCGCGAACACGCACAGCAAGCCUGUACUCUUACCUCGCCAAGAGACUUGUCGAGAUCUGGCGUACAUGAUGUGUGUGGGUGUCCAACACGCUCCCAUGCUGCCGCACGUUCGUGAGGAUGAAGCGCCCAAUCCCUUCUCCUCGUGCGUCUUUUCCUCCGGCCGACGUCCCCAACGACAGUGCAAGUCUCACGGACUGCUGCACACCGCUGUCGAGCACAGCUGCAUGAAUAUAUGUCCACUACCAGACAACGGCACUAGGAGUCAGCCCGUCCGUACACCUCCCCACCUAUGUCAUCAUCCACGCCAUCUCCUUGAUUGUCGCCGCCUUCUUUCGCCCUUUCUCCUUCUUCUUCGAGCGGUCUUUCCGCCGUCCUCCAGGUGGCCCUGGUCGUGGGCCAGGUGGUGGAGGACCCGGGGGACGGAGACCAGGAGGAGGGGGGCCUCGUGGUGGGCCGGGAGGAGGAGGGCCAUGUGGGUGAUGUGGGCGAGGUGGUGGAGCGCGGGCAGGAUCCCACUGGUCUGGUGGAGAGGCUAGACGCAUUGGAGCCUGCUCGGCCUCGGGGAGGACGGGAAGUGCCGCCGCGACCGCGAGGAGAACGAGCGCGACGAGCUUCAUGUCCGCAGUUGGGUGUGGCGGAUAGGCUGUGGGGCCAGCAGCGUAGUAGGCAGAAAAAGUGAGGUAAGAGUUGAAACGAGUUGUGGCGGCUGCGGAAGGAUGUGCGGCUGCGCCGCGUUGACUGCGGGGAAGGGCCAAAGAUCGUCCCGGGCCCCGUCCUGAGAUUGGGUGGCUCAAUAACACG
Messenger RNA from Cutaneotrichosporon oleaginosum, 1005 nucleotides. RefSeq lists its product as uncharacterized. The record is from RefSeq and is a predicted model, not a curated record. Lineage: Eukaryota; Fungi; Basidiomycota; Tremellomycetes; Trichosporonales; Trichosporonaceae.